AUGUGCGACAGCGUUGGAAAGCGCAACAAACGCGGGCAUCCAGAACGGGAGAAUGUAGGUCACACGAAGAAGCUGCCGUCUCGCAGGAUUGUCAUCUGCUUCGUUAAGAAUAGAUUAAUGGGGAUAGACUUCAAGAUUAAAACUGUUGAAUUACAAGGAAAGAAGAUCAAGCUACAGAUAUGGGACACGGCAGGGCAGGAACGAUUUCACACCAUCACCACCUCCUAUUACAGAGGUGCCAUGGGGAUCAUGCUAGUAUAUGACAUCACCAAUGCCAAGAGCUUUGAAAACAUCAGCAAGUGGCUCAGAAACAUAGAUGAGCAUGCCAAUGAAGAUGUGGAGAGGAUGCUGUUAGGAAACAAGUGUGACAUGGAAGAUAAAAGAGUUGUCCCUAAAGCAAAAGGCGAACAGAUUGCUAGGGAGCACGGUAUUAGGUUUUUCGAAACUAGUGCGAAAGCAAAUAUAAACAUUGAGAAGGCAUUCCUCACAUUAGCAGAAGACAUUCUUCGAAAGACCCCUGUAAAAGAGCCCAACAGUGAAAAUGUAGAUAUCAGCAGUGGAGGUGGGGUGACGGGCUGGAAGAGCAAGUGUUGCUGAGCGUUCUCCUAUAUCACCAAUCGCCAUCCACCGCCCCUUUUUUCUCGCUGCAAAACAAACCACUCUGCCCGUUUUUAACCUUAAACCCAUGUUUUGUUCCUCACCUUAACAAGCUCCUGUCUCCCUUUGUUUUUCCGUUUAGGAGAGCUUGCGUACUAUAAUUUUCUCAACAACGUGUAUAGGAAAAUCAUCUCCGUGAGUUCAUUUUUUCAUGUACCUGCUCAACUUACCACUACGUUUUGGUUGUAUUAUAGUCCCGUUCCUCCUGACAUGAAAACAUAUAGCAAUCAUAUUCAACUCUAUUCUGCAAAUGGUAUAAGAAUAAAAGUUAGAAUUAACAAUUUAUUUUGUACAACAGUGGAAUUUUCUGUCAUGGAUAAUGUGCUUGAGUCACCAUAUUCUCUAGAUGCAUCAGCAAAAGAGCCAGGAAAACACUCAUUUUCGCCUUGAGUAUGUGAAUGGGGUUUAUUUUGUCCUGUGCCUUAUGUGGAAAGGAACUUUUGUUUUCGCCUUUUUUUUUUUUUUAAUUUCUUUUCUUCUGGUGGAAGCAUGUGCAGGAGACAUACCAUCCAUACUUGACCAUUUUAAAAUACCGAACUCUUUUGUGAUUGCUUUCCGUAAUUGUUGGUGUAAUGCAUCGAGGACAAAGGGUGGUGCAAAAAAAAAAAAAAAAAAAAACAUUUACUCUGCUGUGUCUCCUUUUUGGUGAUCUAGCCAUUCAGAACUGUUCCUGCUGCCAUUUUCUUUUCUCACUCGCAGCUCUUCCCUUUUGCCUGCAUGCUGCUUUUAUUUGCAUUUCUUCAUGGUGUGAUGUGUUAAUUAAAAGGAUGGCAACGCGGUAUGUUUGCCAAAAAUUUAAUACAAAGCACUGAUUUAGCUUUCAAGGUAAAAAUGUUGAAGAUACCUACUAAUUUCCCUCUAGCCGAUGUCAGUUCACUAGUAUAUCUUCUCUCUCCUCCUGCAUAGCCGUUGGGUUUUAUGAUAUGGAAGAGUUAUUUGCAUGCACUAGUUUUCUAUGGAGGGUGAUGUGGUUGUCUACUUUAUGUGUAUGAAUAUAACAUGCAAUUCCCAAACUGACAGCAGUUAACG
Molecule: messenger RNA, 1686 nt
Organism: Nipponia nippon (crested ibis)
Lineage: Eukaryota; Metazoa; Chordata; Aves; Pelecaniformes; Threskiornithidae
Source: RefSeq, a predicted model, not a curated record